Messenger RNA from Oreochromis niloticus (Nile tilapia), 1066 nucleotides. RefSeq names its product ribonuclease inhibitor. Bases 312 to 1034 code for a protein of 240 amino acids. Gene Ontology annotation, molecular function: protein binding. The transcript has 6 exons. NCBI's taxonomy places the organism in Eukaryota, Metazoa, Chordata, Actinopteri, Cichliformes, Cichlidae. The record is from RefSeq and is a predicted model, not a curated record.
CUGCGCACUUUUCCCCAGCAAAAAAGAACGGAAAAAGAGACUUUUACAGCCCCUCUCACACACAGCCUGCAGCCGGCUGGCACUUAAAUCAUUUCAGACAGUUUCUUACGUCACGGUUUCCAGCUGUAUGAGUGAGUCCCCACAACCCGGAUAUACACACCGCUGCUCGUCUUUAAGAGACGUCAACAGGUCUGCAAAUUCUCCAGGAAUAUCAACAAAAACACAGCUUUUCUUGGCCCACGGUGGUCCACAAAUUUUUCACUGACCACGGCGGGUCCGCAAAUUUUUCACUGACCACAGCGGGUCCACAAAUGCAUAGAUUGAGGAGCUGUGGUUUGUCAGAGAUCAGCUGUGAUUAUCUGGCAGCAGCGCUGAAGUCCAACCCCUCCCAUCUGAGAGAGCUGGAGCUGAGCUACAACAACGACCUGCAGGAUUCAGGAGUGAAGCAUCUGUGUGGUUUCCUGGAGAGUCCAGGAUGUGGACUUGAAGCUCUGAGAUUGAGUUACUGUGGAUUGUCAGAGAUCAGCUGUGAUUAUCUGGCAGCAGCACUGAAGUCCAACCCCUCCCAUCUGAGAGAGCUGGAGCUGAGUGACAACAACAAGCUGCAGGAUUCAGGAGUGAAGCAUCUGUGUGGUUUCCUGGAGAGUCCAGGAUGUGGACUUGAAACUCUGAGAUUGAGUGUCUGUGGUUUGUCAAAGAUCAGCUGUGAUUAUCUGGCAGCAGCACUGAAGUCCAACCCCUCCCAUCUGAGAAAGCUGGACCUGAGCUACAACAACAAGCUGCAGGAUUCAGGAGUGAAGCAUCUGUGUGGUUUCCUGGAGAGUCCAGGAUGUGGACUUGAAACUCUGAGAUUGAGUGUCUGUGGUUUGUCAGAGAUCAGCUGUGAUUAUCUGGCAGCAGCGCUGAAGUCCAACCCCUCCCAUCUGAGAGAGCUGGAGCUGAGAGGAAACAACCUGAAGGAUCCAGAUGUGAAGCAGCUGUCUGAUCUUCAGCAGAGUCCAGACUACAGACUGGAGAAACUGGGGUGGAGCUGAUGAUGGUAAACAGGACGGUGUGUGUGCUGAGA